Molecule: messenger RNA, 510 nt
Organism: Penicillium cinerascens
Lineage: Eukaryota; Fungi; Ascomycota; Eurotiomycetes; Eurotiales; Aspergillaceae
Product: actin-related protein 2/3 complex subunit 4 family protein
Exons: 7
Coding region: 1-510 (169 amino acids)
Biological process (GO): actin filament polymerization; Arp2/3 complex-mediated actin nucleation
Cellular component (GO): Arp2/3 protein complex; actin cytoskeleton
Molecular function (GO): actin filament binding
Source: RefSeq, a predicted model, not a curated record
AUGUCACAAUCUUUGCGCCCAUAUCUCCAGGCUGUGCGCUCGUCCCUGACCGCCGCACUCGCCCUUUCGAACUUCGCCUCCCAGACCUCCGAGCGCCACAAUGUGCCGGAGAUUGAGGCCGCUAGCAGCCCCGAGCUUCUCCUCAAUCCGUUGACAAUCAGCCGCAACGACACAGAACGUGUUCUGAUCGAGCCGAGUGUGAACUCAGUAAGAAUUUCGCUGAAGGUCAAACAGGCCGAUGAGAUUGAGCACAUCCUUGUACACAAGUUCACACGUUUCCUGACUCAACGCGCCGAGUCGUUCUUUAUUCUUCGACGGAAGCCUAUCGAGGGCUACGACAUCUCCUUCCUAGUGACGAACUACCACACCGAGGCUCUGCUCAAGCAUAAGUUGGUCGACUUUAUUCUUCAAUUUAUGGAAGAGGUGGACAAGGAGAUCAGUGAGAUGAAGCUUUUCUUGAACGCUCGAGCUCGAUUCGUUGCCGAGUCUUUUUUGACUCCGUUUGAUUAA